This is a messenger RNA of Seminavis robusta, 687 nucleotides long. Lineage: Eukaryota; Bacillariophyta; Bacillariophyceae; Naviculales; Naviculaceae. The record is from the annotation of a GenBank genome assembly.
AUGAACACGAUGGAACCAAACACGGCGGAGAAGGCUGUCGUCAUGAAAGCGCAUUGUUACCUUCUUUCAGCUGGACUCUCCAGUGAUUUGAUGGCUGGAGUCCUUGGCUUCUUGGAUCGAGAGAGUGUCAUCAACUGCGUUGCCGUCGGUGAAAUCUGCCAUCCAUUCCAACUGUCGGAUUUCUACUGUCCUGCGCAUGGCAACAAGCUAGAACACCAGACCAUUCUUCGACAGGAACUCCAGGAUGACGAGGAGGACGAUGCACAAGGUUCGACCAAAACCAAUGCUGCUACUCUGGAGUGCGAAGAUUGUGUCAUGGAAGAGUUUGGAUUUGAGCGGUGCCCGUCGUGUCAGAAAUUCCAUUUGAUGGACGACUUUUCGGAGUGCUUCAGCUGUGAGCUUGUGUGCUGCAAGCGCUGUGCCAAGAAGAAAGGAAUGCGUCGAUGCCGUGGAUGUUCCCAAUGGUUCUGUGGUGGUUGGGUGGAUGAUGAUGAUGAUGAGACCUGUCAAAUUCAAAAAUGCUCUUGCUUCCGUGGUCGGUGCUCUGCCUACUUUUGCAAGACAUGCUCGGGCACCCACAACAAAUGCUCCAUUUGUGGAAACAACUGCAAGAAAAAGGCAAAGUACUGUUUUGGCUUGGCAUGCAAACCCGACUGCUUCUUGGCUCGUGAACUUGUUGUGGGAUGA